Molecule: messenger RNA, 5535 nt
Organism: Chara braunii
Lineage: Eukaryota; Viridiplantae; Streptophyta; Charophyceae; Charales; Characeae
Source: the annotation of a GenBank genome assembly
UGGUAAGUUGCCAUGUCAGCAGGCCACAGCAGCAGGACACGUCAGUGCAUGGUGCUCACCCGCUCAAAGACAAGCGGCAUGGAGCAGCAGCCAGGCGAGACUACCGAGGCCUAUGAGGCCCGCAUGCUGGACAUGGUAGCAGAGUACAAGCAACGGGCAGCUGCGGCAACAUCCGCAUUUAAGAAGGAAGACGAGGAAGCAGAGGAACAGCGUCGCCUCGCUGAACAGCAGCAACAGGCGGACGGUGAGGCAGCAGCGACGGCCGCAGAUGAACGCCGUCGACUACGCCGAGACAAACUCCUCGAAUGCGAGGGGGAUAUCGAGCAAGAGGACAUCCUCUGCAUAGACACCCUGGUCCGGAAGCAGAUUCGCAUUAUUGACGAACUGCUUGACCAAGUACGUCGGCUGGAACAGCAGCUUGCAUCAGCCACCCCCGCCGGACCCUCCAACUUGACGGACCGCGUCAACGUCUUGGAAAUCGGCGUCGAGACUCUCAAGGACGGCGCUCUAACGACAAAUCAGCGGAUUGACCAGCAGAUUUAUGCCGCCGCAGCCAGUCCGACCGCGACCAAUCGCGAGAGCAUUCCGAAGCUUGACGGCCUCCCGAUCUUCUGCGAUGCAACGAAGACGGACCCGAUCCCAUGGUGGCACCAGUUUGAGCUGAAGUUGGACAUUCACCACGUCAUCAACCCGAACCGGCACACAGACUUAUACUCCCGCUCGGGAGGCGCGUGCCAGGCAUGGCUGGACAACAUGUUGUCCACGCACAACGUCGCAGUCUCCGAGCUGCAUACGAAGAUCAGCUGGGCUGAUCUCAAGGCAGCAUGGCAUAAGCGGUUCCAAGUGGAGUCGCCCGAGCUUCAGGCAACCGAGAAACUUCAACGAUACGGUCUGUAUGAGUUUGUAGUGAUGCCCUUUGGUCUUUGCAAUGCGUCGGGUACAUUCCAGCACGCUAUGAAUCAGAUCUUCCAUGACCAUUUAGAUAAGUUUGUCGUGGUAUACCUUGACGACAUUCUAAUCUUUAGCAAGUUWGCCGAGGAGCAUGCAAAGCACGUUGAGACUGUACUCUCACUCCUGCRACAACACAAGUAUAAAGUCAACUUAGAGAAGUGUGAGUUCGGUCACACUAAGAUACUAUACUUGGGUCAUGAAGUAUCCGCGGAAGGGAUUAGGCCGGAGGAUGCGAAGGUGGCUAGUAUUCGAGACUGGCCACGACCUGAGACUGUCACUGAGGUCAGAUCUUUCUUAGGAAUGUGCGGCUACUAUAGGAACUUCGUAAAGAACUAUUCUACAGUCGCCUCUCCUUUAACUGAUCUAACUCGACUUGACACGCCGUGGGACUGGAGUGAUGAGUGCGAGGGUGCUUUCAAGAGAUUGAAGCAUGCACUCAUGAAUCAUGAGGUCCUCAUGGUUCCCAAUCCUCAGAAGUCAUUCAUAGUGACCAUUGACGCAAGCCAAUACGGCAUUUGCGCAGUGCUGGCUCAACAGGAUGGGAAAAAGUUGAGACCGAUUGAGUACAUGAGUAAGAAGAUGCCAUCAAAGAAGUUGGCAAAGUCCACCUACGAAAAGGAACUAUAUGCUUUACAUAAAGCACUUGUCCAUUGGAGACACUUCCUAUUAGGAAGGUUCUUCUACUUGAGGACUGAUCACCAGACCCUCAAAUGGAUCAAGACUCAACCGGCGCUUUCUGACGCACUCAAGUGGUGGAUUGAGGUCAUAGACCAAUAUGACUUCAAGCUUGAGUAUCUGAAGGGAGAGUACAACAAGGUUGCAGAAGCGCAAUCAUGUAGAGCAGACUACCUAGGACAGGGUGUUUCCAUGGAUUUCAUGGACACCCUGGUGACUAGUAAGAGUGGCAAGAGGCACAUCUUCGUCAUCAUCGGUCGAUUUACCAAGUACGCUAGACUAGUGGCUAUGCCAGAGACCGAAAGAACUGACUAUGUCAUCAAGUUGUUCAAAGACAACUGGGUGCGUGACUUUGGUUUACCAAAGUCAAUCAUUAGUAACCGAGAUGUCCGAUUCACGAGUGAGUUGUGGAAGAAGACUGCAGAACAGAUGGGCAAUCAACUUCAGAUGACUUCGGGGAAUCAUCCCGAAGCCAACGGACAAGCCGAGCAAAUGAAUAGAGUUGUACAGCACUUGCUGAGGCAUUACAUCAAGCCCAGCCAGGAUGACUGGGAUGAGCAGUUGCCUCUCAUCGCCAGUCUGUACAACAAUGUUGUCCAUAGCAGUACCGGCGUUAGUCCUAAUCAACUUCACUUGGGAUGGAAGCCUAGAUCAGCAUUAGACUUCCACCUACCUGAAAACCGACCCGCUGCAACUCCAGGCAUACUUGAGUAUGGUGUGCAAUAUGAGAAGUUGUUGCAAGAUGUUGUCGAGCACAUGAAGAAAGCUCAGCAAGCAAUGAAUGCUUCUGAGAAUCAACACCGUAGACAGUCCACAUUUCAGAUGUGCAGCUCCCGCCAAGGUCCCGGCGUGCACGUGUGCGCGGGCGGGGAAUGGUCGGGAAGGGAGCGUGGGAAAGGGGGGGGGAAGAGAUCGCGCGCACGUGCGCGCGAGGAGAAUUGGGUGGCAGGGGGGUGGGAGGAGGGGCGCAGAGAGAAGGACGGAAGGGAGGGGGGAGGGGGGAGGAUCGGGGGUGAAGCGCUGGCGGAAGAGAAGUGGGAUCGGGGGAGCGGGAGUGGGGAUUGGGCUGGGAAGGGGGGAGAAGAGGGGAAAGCGGGGGGAAGCCGAGGAGAGGUUGGGGAAAGUCAGGGAAGAAGCGGGUUCGAAGUUGGGAUGGAGGUGCAGGGGGGAAAGGGGAUCGUGAUCGCAAUUAAGCACGAUCCAAGCGGAGUCGGGGUCGGAAUGAGGCUGGAAAGUGUCGGGGUUGGGGAGGGGGUGGGAUUGGGAGUGGGGGAAUGGGGAGGGGGAGAGUUGGGAUCUAUCGGGGUUGGAGGAAGGCAAGAGCAGCACAAAGGGGGGAAGGAGCGCAAGUGGAAGGUGGUUGGCUAUGGUGGAUGGGUGGAGGAGGAAGAAGGCGAAAGGUGGUCGGCUAUGGUGGACGGGUGGAGGAGGAAGAAGGUGGAAGGUGGUUGGCUAUGGUGGAUGGGUGAAGGAGGAAGAAGGCGAAAGGUGGUCGGCUAUGGUGGACGGGUGGAGGAGGAAGAAGGUGGAAGGUGGUUGGCUAUGGUGGAUGGGUGGAGGAGGAAGAAGGUUGAAGGUGAUCGGCUAUGGUGGACGGGUGGAGGAGGAAGAGGGUGGAAGGUGGUUGGCUAUGGUGGAUGGGUGGAGGAGGAAGAAGGUGGAAGGUGGUCGGCUAUGGUAGACGGGUGGAGGAGGAAGGACGUGGAAGGCUGGAUCCGGCCUAGUAGCUCACCCUAUGGUGCGCCGGUUCUCUUCGUGCAGAAGAAGAACAAGGAUCUUCGCCUAUGCAUCGAUUACCGCAAGCUCAAUGCACAAACCGUCGAGAACGCGGGACCUCUUCCUCGUAUUGACGACCUUCUGGAGCGUUUGAACGGCACGAAUUUUUUUUCCAAACUGGAUUUGAAGUCGGGGUAUUAUCAGAUUUCGAUACGCUCGCAAGAUCGCUACAAAACCGCGUUUAAGACAUGGUACGGGCAUUUUGAGUGGGUCGUCAUGCCUUUCGGACUCACCAACACCUCGACGACUUUUCAAGCUGCGAUGACCAACGAGUUUUGUGCAAUGCUAGACCAGUUCGUGCUGGUCUACUUGGACGACAUCCUCGUCUAUAGUCGGACCUUGGAGGAACAUCUCGAGCAUUUUCGACAAGUGUUGGAGAUGCUCCGCGACAAGUGUGAAUUCGUACGUCAAGAGUUGGAAUACUUGGGCCAUUUCGUCACUCCUCAAGGCAUCACUCUGUUGUCGGACAAGAUUCAAGCCAUCCAAGAUUGGCCGGAGCCACGGAACGUCACGGAUGUCCGUUCGUUCCUUGGCCUUGCCGGCUACUACCAACGUUUCAUUAAAGGGUACCCGAAGAUCGCGGCCCACUUAUCCAAGCUUCAAUGCGAGGACCGACCAUUUGACUUCGGGACGGAUGCGCGGGAAUCAUUUUUGGCCCUUAAGGACGCAUUGCUAUCAGCGGAAGUCUUGCGAAUAUACGACCCGCUAUUGCCAACGCACGUCACUACGGAUGCGUCUGGCUAUAGCAUUGGUGUCGUCCUCGAACAACACGAUGGCGUGGACUGGCACCCGGUUGAAUACUUCAGCAAGAAAGUGUCGGUCGUGCAUUCAAUCAAUGAUGCACGCAAGAAGGAACGUCUCGCCUUCGUCCACACACUGAAGCGGUGGCAGCACUUCCUCCCUGGUCGACGCCAAUUUCGAUGGGUAACGGACAACACUCUGUUGGUCUUUUACAAGACCCAAGACACCGUCAAUAACACGAUCGCCCGUUGGAUGGCCUUCAUCGACCAGUUCGACUUCUUUCCCGAUCAUAUUCGGGGGAAGUCAAACCGUUUUGCGGAUGCUCUUUCACGGCGUCCGGAUCACUGCACCGCCGUCUACUCGACCUUCGAGAUAGAGGAUGACUUGCGGGACAGUUUCAUCCGCGGCUAUCAAGCCGACCCACAAUUUCGCAACAAGUACCUCGAAGAUGGAGCUGGAGCGAUGGCGCCACAGGUCGUCGGCGCGGAUGGGACAAGGCACGCGAUGCCUGUUGGCUUGCUGCUGCAUGCGGACUUGAGCCUUUUGCAUAUUCACGCGGGCUUGAGCCAGCAAUUCCCUGUACUUCCGAACGGAAGCGGGAGAGCAAGCGGCAUCGAUGUCGGCUGGUCGUGGGAGGAGAAGGUCGGCGAAGAUACGGCCUUUCCGUCCACCGUGGUGCAACUCGAAUGGAGUCACGCCGAUCGUCGGCUGCACCAAAGUGUUGUAGGCGAACUCGAUGUCGGGGAGGCGGUCAACCCAAUCUUUCUCGUCCGGACGGAUGAGCGUACGAAGCAUCAUUUGAGCGGUUUGAUGUGCCCGCUCCGUUUGCCCGUCCGUCUGUGGAUGCCGAGCCGAACUUGGUUUCAUCUUUGUGCCGGACUCCUGCAUGAGAGCAGUCCAAAAUGUCGACAUGAAGCGAGUGUCGCAGUCGCUGACUAUGUCUUCUGGUACACCGUGGCCACAAAUCCAACCGGUGUGCAAGAGGCGUGCCAGCUCGGGAGCCAAGGAGUAGUACUUGCAAGGGAGAAAACGCGCGUACUUACUCAAUCGGUCCACGACCGUGAGGAUGCCGUCGUGUCCGAGGCGGUCGCGGGGGAAUGGUCUGGUGACAUCCACGGCAAUGGAGAGACUGGGUUCUUGCGGGAUCGCCAUCGGGCGCAGCUCGCCGUAGGGAGUGCGGUUGCGGGGUUUGCUCCGUCGGCAAACUUCGCAAGAGUCGCAAUACCUCGUCACGUCGGUGAUGAGGUCGGGCCAUCGGAAUCGUUGUCGAAGCCGUGCAAUAGUGCGGUUGACUCCGAAAUGGCCGGCGAGUCGUGAAUCAUGAUACUCGCCGAGGAGGCGAGUCCGAAGACGGCGGUCGCGUGGGAUACACAGUAAGUCCUUGCCCCGCGA